GCCGAGCUCCCUGCCGGCGUCUGGGGCUCUGCUGCUUCCUGGGCUUGCACGCCGCUGCCGCGACUCGGGAGCCUCGGUGGAGCGCGGAGCGCCUGGGGUGCCAAGCUCUGGGAUGGAUCCCCCGCCAGAGGCCCUUGUGACUUGACAGCAGCUGGAUCUGCGCCUCUUAAGCUCUGUCGGGACCAGAAUCCUCGUCUCUCCUGCUGCUAAGUCAGCCCCCACCUCUCAGGUCGAAGCCCGCGGGCCCCGUGCCUCUAGACACCAUGUCCCUGCCCAUCGGGAUGCACCGCAGGGCCUUCAGCUAUGACGACGCCCUCGAGAACCCCAUGCCGCCGCCGCCAGCCGACAUGGGCAAGCUGCCCUGGAAGCCCACGGUUCCCCAGCGGCAGGAGCGCGACCACUACCAGGUGGAGGUGGGCGGCACCAGGGUCUCGUCCCCCACCAUCACCGUGUCUUCAGCCACCGAUGGUCCUGAUCCGGCGCCUGUGGUGAAAGCCAAGGCCACGCACGUCAUCAUGAACUCUCUGAUCACAAAGCAGACGCAGGAGAACAUCCAGCGGUUCGAGCAGCAGGCGGGCCUGCGGGAAGCCGGGUACACGCCACACAAAGGCCUCACCACCGAGGAGACCAAGUACCUGCGCAUGGCCGAGGCGCUGCGGAAACUGAAGCUUCAGAGUGGAGAGAGCAGCAGCGAGGAGAAGUCGGGCUCGGCCCAGUCCACGCCGAGUAGCACCCCCACCUCUUCCCCGCGGCCCAAGUCCAGAGGCUGGUUUGCUUCCGGGGUCUCCCCGGCUUUACCAGGCCCCAAUCCGAGCCCCCAGGAUGGCGGAAGUGGGGAGAAGGAUAAAUGGAGCCUCUUUGCACCCAGAACCCUCCAGAGGUCCGAAUCGGCGGGAGCUUUUACCACUCAGCCUUACCAAGGAGGUCAGAAGGCAUCACCCAUGGAGCUGAUCCAGGGCCCGGCUACCUUCAUGGCCGGAGACACCUCCACCUUGAAGCCACCCAAGCUGGACCUCCCGGGCACAGAAGCAAAGAAGCAACGGGCACGGAGCCACAAUAUCAAACCCCGGGACUUGAAUGUGUUCACACCCACUGGCUUCUAGAGCUCUCUAAGCCAGGGAUUCCUGAGGCUGGGCAGGGAGGGUUGACUUGUGCCCGUAUUGCCAGUUCCACCUCAGCUCUGGCCACCGGACAGUCUCGAACACCCCCCCCCACCCCCGCAUGGAGGCAAGACCUGGAGACCCUUUGGUUUUUGGAGAUGCGGUGAAGAAGCCGUUUUGGACUCCAGUAGAGGCAGAGUUGGUGGGGGGCGUUGAUAACAGUUGCUGGGGCCCGGGGGUUGGCACCCUCACUACCUUCUUUUGCAUCAUUCAGCUUGGGGCACCACCUAAAUCGGUGAUAAUUGCAGGACCCCCAUUUCCGCCUCCAUGUAGGGAGGGGCAGGAGCAGGCCGGGACCCUGAAGGUGUGUGAGAUUGGGGACCGCCGGGCCUGCAGGCACCCCUAUUGCUGGUGGAGAGAUACAGCCCGAUCCAAACACUUGAGUCUUCCAUCUCCUGCUGCACUUUAUUUCCCGAACCCCGGCUGGCUCCGAGCGCCGGAGAGAGAAACGUGUCCGGUGAUUUGUGGAUUAUUUUGGCCCCCUUAGAGAAGGGGGCUAGAACCGUCCUCACUGGCUCCCGAUUCCCAGGCCUGAAGAUCUUAUUUCUGCACCCUGUUUUCUGUUUGGGAGGGAGAUCUGCACCGUUUUUCUCUUGGAGUCUUGGCCUACCUCUUCCCUCCCUCAUGGCUGUGUGUCCGGGGAAGGACGGCCGUAGCCCCGAGGGGUUUCCUGGGGGGGCUCGGGUUCGCUCCGUCUACCACCCCUGUCGCAUUCCUGCUGUCUUCUGUCAGACAGAAGGGCUGAGGGGCUCAGCGUCACUAAACAUGGAGAGCCCCAAGUCGAGAGUGAUCACAACCACUAACUUAUUUGUAUUAUUCUGGGAGCUUCGUGCUCCAGUUGCCACAAUAAAGUUCCUUAUGACUUUCUCAAA
Sorex fumeus (smoky shrew) is the source of this 2032-nucleotide messenger RNA. RefSeq names its product KIAA1191 ortholog. Lineage: Eukaryota; Metazoa; Chordata; Mammalia; Eulipotyphla; Soricidae. Gene Ontology annotation, cellular component: cytoplasm. The record is from RefSeq and is a predicted model, not a curated record. The transcript has 8 exons. The coding region runs from base 264 to 1103 and encodes 279 amino acids.